Molecule: messenger RNA, 3327 nt
Organism: Corticium candelabrum
Lineage: Eukaryota; Metazoa; Porifera; Homoscleromorpha; Homosclerophorida; Plakinidae
Product: protein O-linked-mannose beta-1,2-N-acetylglucosaminyltransferase 1-like
Exons: 2
Coding region: 72-2099 (675 amino acids)
Biological process (GO): protein O-linked glycosylation via N-acetylgalactosamine
Cellular component (GO): Golgi membrane
Molecular function (GO): beta-1,3-galactosyl-O-glycosyl-glycoprotein beta-1,3-N-acetylglucosaminyltransferase activity
Source: RefSeq, a predicted model, not a curated record
CAAAUACGGGAAUCUGUCAGCUGACAUGCAGCAUGUCUUCCCGAUGAUGAAUAGUGACUUAGAGGCUUAUUAUGAGUGGAAAGUGGAAACCAAACCCCAAUGCGUCUCCGUUUGUUCCUCGUGCUCCGUUUGAAUCUCGCCAGCUUGCAGCUAGUGUCGUCGACUCAAGUUCAUGGAAACGGUCGCGGAGGACAACAUACCAAAAGCCCUGGCGUACCAGAGUUUGUCAAACAUUUCUGUUGGCAAUUCUGCUGUUGACUUUGGUUGUCAAUGUUGUAUUUUUGCUGGACGCCAGCGCUCAGUUCCGCAGCACGGAAGGGAAGUUGCAAAAUGAAGCCGUUAGGACAGCAUCUAAUGAAGAAGGGCUGUCUUCAGAGCGUAGGCGUCAAGUAAUGGGGAAACAGGCUGCAAAGGAACGUUUUGUGAGACGUGAAAUGCGGAUAACUCUUUCCUCUGGGAAAGACCUGGCUUCCAUAGCAGUGGACGGCACCAAUGUCAUUGAAGCAACGGAUGGAGAUAAAGAUAGAGGAAUGCAUGUUGCUGUACUUCACCAGGCAACUGGAAGCGUUAUGGCUGUGCGCCACUUUGAUACAUACGUUGAUAAGGGAGAUGAUGCCAUGAUUUUAUUCAUCAACAUGGUGUCUGAUGGAAGGAUACUUUGUAUGAUUGUCAAAGAUGAAGGUUCCUUCUCGUUAAAGAAGCCUGCAAGACAGCUGCUGACUAACCUUGGUAGUCAGUAUGGAAAUGCUCUUGGUUGGAGAGAUAUGUGGGCAUUUGUUACACAAAAGCGAGGAUCGGUGUAUGGGGAAAAGAUUAGUAAGAAUCCCACUGUUACUGAAUGGGGUGAAUCUGUUACGCUGGAAGCUAUCGUUCCAACACAGUCUGUGAGUGAAUCAGAAUGUAAUUGGCCUGAAAGUGAAGAGAAUGAUAGACGAAAAGUGUUCUGUAAUAAGUUUGAGGGUUAUGGGAGUCUGUGUGAUUGUCAUAAUCCGUCCCCAAUUGUUAUAGAUCCUCGCCCAUUAAUGAACAAUAGAGUUGCUAAUGUUCCUGUUGCAGUCAUUGCCAGUAAUCGUCCAUUUUAUUUAUACAGGAUGCUGAGGUCUUUGUUUGCUGCUUAUGGAGCACCUGACAAGUCAAUGGUAACUGUCUUUAUAGAUGGAUUUAAUGAAGAACCUGCAGCCAUUGCUCAAAUAUUUGGAGUCCAGGGAAUACAACAUGCACCUCAGAGUCAGAAAAAUGGACGUAUAUCUCAACACUACAAAGCUAGCCUCACGAGUUCAUUCAGUCUCUAUCCAACAGCCGAAUACCUUAUUAUAAUAGAAGAAGACUUGGAUGUGAGUCUUGACUUCUUUAGUUAUUUUAGUCAGACAUUGAAAUUACUUGAGGAGGAUGAGUCAGUGUACUGUGUGUCAGCUUGGAAUGAUCAGGGAUAUGACCAUUCAUGUAAAGAUUCAUCGCUUCUAUAUAGAGUGGAAACAAUGCCAGGACUUGGCUGGAUUCUUAAAAGAAAGAUGUUUGAAGAUGAACUGGAACCACAGUGGCCUACACCUGAUAAAUUAUGGGACUGGGACAUGUGGAUGCGAUUACCUCAAGUACGGAAAGGUCGCGAAUGUAUCGUUCCAGAUGUAUCUCGAACUUAUCAUUUUGGUUCAACAGGUCUUAACAUGAACACGUACUUUCAAGAUGCAUACUUCAAGAAACAUUCUCUGAACACUCAGCCCGAUGUCCAGCUACGUGAUGUCGACUCAUUGAAGAAGGAAAAGUACGAAGGUGUAAUCCAGAAUCUUUUGUCCAGUGCUGAGGUACUAGACCAUUCGAAGUUGCCAUGUAAUGAGGACUUUGUUCCUGACACAACAGACAAGACAUAUGUCUUUUAUAUUCUGAUGAAUGAGGCAACAGACUAUCACAUGUGGAUGCAAGUAGCCAAGUGUUUCCAGUUGUGGGACUUGGAUGCUCGUGGCUUUCAUCGUGGACUUUGGAGAUUCUUUAUGAAAAGUAAUCACAUACUUGUUGUUGGUGCGCCAUAUUCUCCAUACUCUGUUAUGAAACCUAGUUCGGUUAAGCCCAUUUAUAUGGAGAAAAAGAAAGAUAUUGAAUAAUUUAACUGUCAAGUAACCAAUAGUAAAGUUAACCAAUACAAAAUGUAAGACUUACUGUCGGUCUACGUGUAGCAGUACUAGGCAGAGUGUUUUAACUUUAAUUAUCUAUCAAUGUGCAUUCUACUGAUGUAGACUGAUUUGAUGAAUGAUGGACCAUUGCAAUUGUGAAGGAAGAUUUGUAUGUGUGACAUGACACUGAGACAAAGGUCACAGUGACCAUGUUGUUGUGAGGAAGAUGAGAAUCAGUAUUGGUACACUGCAGAAGGCUGAACUAAUGUGUGAGAGAGUGAACGAUAGGAGUGCUAGUCAUCUCGUUCUACAACAUGAGACCACGAGUGGUGUUUCUCUUUGCAACUUAUGACACAAUUUCAGAGACGUACCAGUAUUGGCUACCAGUAGAUCUUAGAUGUUCAGUAGCUGCAGCCAGCUGGAGCCAUGUUCAUGGAACUGUGAAAUAGAAGAUUGAAGUGGAAUGUAUUGGGAACAUUCUAUGGUCAGAGGACCAAUUUCUGUGAUCACCUAAUCUAAUGGCAGUAAUUCUCAGGCCUCUAGGAUGAUUUGGUGGCCUUGCCAAAUUUAGCGCACACUUUUUGAAAGAUAAGACUCUUAUUUUUUGUCUUGACUGCCUACAACAGCAGAUUCCAAAUUCUUAAAUUUCAGAGCUAGGUUGCUGAAAUGGGUCUAGAUGGGGUGGUCUGCUACGUAAGAUGACAUUUUGGUGUCCCGCAAAUCAGCAGAAGAGAGUAAAGCCUCACACGAUCUCCAAUGUUGAGACCAAUGCUCAAUAGAUAAUCAACAACUUUGACAUUAUCAGUAAAUCCACAACUUCAAAGUAACCUGGUCUAAUCUUUUAUAAAUUAAAAAUAAUUAAUUAAUUGAUACGUCUUAGGUACAGUUCGAUUAGUAGGACAAUCAUAACUGACUACUUCAAAGUUUUCCAAUUCUUCGUUUGUGUGCGAAGGUGUUGAGGACGUCAUCAAUCAAGCGUCUUGUUAUAGACGUAAUAAUAAAUAAUAUAAUAUAAAUUAAUUAUACAGUUGUAUAUUUCAAUGAGAAGAAUUCUAUCGACGGGUGUCAUGGCGACGGCAGAGAAACUGAAAAGGAGACCAAAGAGUGCAAUUUCUGUUGUAGAGAUGGAACUGCAAGCGGAGAGAUUGUCUAAACCAAAGCGUCGUCCGUCGUCUCCUACUCUCUACCAUCCCGUAAAUCGUGUUAUCGGUGGAAAAAA